Messenger RNA from Anguilla anguilla (European eel), 3248 nucleotides. RefSeq lists its product as uncharacterized. The transcript is spliced from 5 exons. The coding region runs from base 115 to 2385 and encodes 756 amino acids. Lineage: Eukaryota; Metazoa; Chordata; Actinopteri; Anguilliformes; Anguillidae. The record is from RefSeq and is a predicted model, not a curated record.
AAUUGCCAGCUUCUGGAGCUCAGUCUGCUAGAGCCAGACCGUUCUCCAUGGUCCCUUACUUCGGUAAGAAGUAAUGUUAUAAACAGCAUUAACUGGGCGACGACGUAUGUUCUAAUGCGCGCAAAAGGCAAGGAAAGCAUUAGUGACCGGGUGUUUUUAAUAAUCAAGGCAACCAGGCCAGAUAAAAACACUUCAAAGACUUUCAAAGUUGCACGCGGGAGACUUGCUAACAUGGCAGUAUGUUUUGGACAGAUCACCGCGUUUGUGGAAUGUAAUGAACAGUGGGCUACUUACAUUGAACGAUUUGAGCAUUUUGUCGCCGCUAAUGAUAUUAAAGAUGAUAAGAGGGUGGCGGUGCUUCUGAGUGUGAUGGGUAGUGAUACAUACGGACUAUUACGGAGCAUUAUUGCACCGAGAAAACCCGGUGAAAUGGAGUAUGGGGACAUCGUGGCAACGCUGCAAGAGCAUUUCGCCCCCAAGCCACUGGUGGUCGGAGAAAGGUUUCGAUUUAACAAGCGGAAUCAAGAGGAAGGCGAGACCGUGGCACAGUAUGUAGGAGUUUUAAAGAAACUGGCGGAGCACUGUGAAUUCGGUGAUUACUUGGAUGAGGUUAUGCGGGAUAGGUUCGUGUGUGGAUUGAGGAACGAGGCGAUACAGCAACGCCUGCUAACAGAGAAAAGUCUUACUUUUCGGAAAGCUGUGGAGGUUGCUGUUUCAGUGGAUACCGUUACCAGGGAGUCGGCGCAUCUGACCCGCUCGGUGAAGGUGGAACCAACUGCUCCGCCCGCAAAUUUAAGAGUAAUUUUUGAAGACCAUGACAUUCGGAAACUAACUCUACCAUCAGGAAUCCCGCAUACAAUAGAGGAUCUCCACACAGCUGUCAGACAGGCCUUCAGUGUACCAGUGGACUUCAUUCUUCAUUAUAUGGACAGUGAUUUUGGGAACCAGUUCUUUACUUUAUCUUCCACAGACCUAAUUCAAGAUAAGGGCACUGUCAAAGUUGUGCUCAUUGAAUCCCCUGUUAUGCUGUUGUCACCACUGAGGAGUUCUGAUGUCGAGGCCAUCGAGAUGGCCCCAGCCUUAUUACCAGGGUCCGCUUGUCCCUCCACGCCAUGCAGUCCCACCACAUCGCGUAGUUCCUCGUUUGCUGACGCGGCUUUGCCGUCGCCCGACCAAAAUCUGGAAAGAUCUGUACCUUGGCCGUCCAAGUUUCCAAUCCCACGCUUCUCCUUCAACACUGAGCUUAUGCUAGAGAGGGGCAACGAAAGCUAUCGCAAGGACGGCAGCCUCUUCAGCGCUCCGGGCAUUAAAAUUGACGUCCUUGAAAAGUUGGCGGAAACAAUCUAUCAGUAUGUAGCCUAUCCAUCCAGUGCACAGGUUUGUGCUGUUGCACAGGCCCUUGUCUCGAAGCAUCCUUGCCUGAAGGAACCCGGCUCGAUCACAGGUUACUAUGGAUGGCAGUCAAGCUUAAAAUACAAAAUGGGCAACUACAGGUCGAAGCUCCGGAGCCUUGGGUACCCUGAGGUUAUGGUGAACUCCCUGAAACAGAAACACCCGGAUCAAAUGACGCCCGCCAAAAAUGUGAAGAAACCCAAAAAGGCCGAAGUGAACUAUCUGCCACCUUACCCAGCUGGAGAAACUAGGGAAACUCUAGAGAAUGAGAGGGUGCGGUUAAUUGAAGAAAUGAAGAAAAAAGACAACUUCAAGGUCAUCAAUGACAAAAUGACAAAGACUUUUUCACUGCGCCGACAGGAAGUUGUCAUUCAGUGCCCAAUGAUUACCGAUCUGAAGGAGAGAUGGCCUGCCCUGUUUACCGCAUCUCAGGUGAACAAUGAGUUCCUGAGAAUAACUACCAUACACCUGGAGGCUAAAUUCAUGUCACAGCUCGACCAGUACAGCCCGAGAUUGCUGUCUAUUUUCAAUUCAAAGGGAGGUGUGGCCGGAAGAAAGAUACGGACCAUACUGGACCAUCUACAGCAGCACCACUGUGCCAUAGAGGAAAGAAGAGAGGUUGUGAUCCGGUGCUUGGUGAAGUACUUAGGAGAAGAUGGUCUCAUCAGAGACCACCAGGAUAUGGAUGGAGAAGACACACAGGACCCCUCCGAAAACCCAAUGAAUGUCUACAUCGUCAAAAAAGAAGUUCCGUUGGGGAAUGGCACCCACAAGGGCAUUGUCAUCGUUGUUGAGGGUGAAGAAGCCCUGACUGAUCUGCGUGAUGUGUCUCAAGCGUGCGCCGUUCUGUUAGGCUUCACGUACUCAUUGAAUCUGGAAUACCCUAAAAAGCUUAAAUACACGUUUGAGGUGUUCCAGAAGCUUUUCCUGGAACUGGAUAGCGGCAGAAUGUCCCCAAAAGUGCACUCCCUAAAAAACAGAUUGUUAACUUGAAAUGCCUUUGUUCAUUAGGGGUCCAAGCAUUUUUGCAUCGUCUCAUUUAUUAUAAUCUGAAUUAAGGUCUGUAGGUCCUCAUAAGGUCUGUAGUUUUCUGAGUGAGAUGCCAUUGUCAUGGCAUCACAUUUCCAUCAAAUCUUGUGCCUUUUUGUUUUUGCAUGAUGGCUAAUUUAUGCCACAAAGUCCACAUGAAACAGGCAUCAAGUUCUGAAAUAAUGUUUUGUGAGUAAACAUUAAAGGAGAGUUUGAACAAAAUCAGUCUUGAGGAGUCAAAGCUCAGCCAAAUUUUGUGCCUUUUUUAAAUGAUAGUUCAAGGACACAAAUUAAGGGUCUGUUUUAUCACCUGGUAUCCAUGUGAAACAGGAAUCUUAUGGUGUGAAGUUAUGCUUUGUUAGUAAGCAUUGAAAGAGAGCUUCGAAGUGCCAGUCUUUCGUAGAGGCAUCAUGAUUCAGUCAAAUCUCAAUGAGAAAUUACCAGUGCACAUUUGUUAAAAGGUUUGUGUUAUGCUUUAUAGUACAUGUGAAAGGACAACUUGGACAUUUUGUCAUAUAGCAACAACCAUUUUUUUAAAAUGAUGCCUGAAUGGUAUUAAAAACAGCACCUUAGAUUUUUAUGUAAUCUGGAUAGGAAAUCAGUCUAUAAGGUCUGCUGUUAUGCUUUCUGAGUAAGCAUCAAAGGAUAAAUCACAGUUCAGUAAAAUGUUAUGCCUUCUUUUAAACUAUAGUUGACGUAUACUAAAAAUUAAGGUUCUGUUUUAUCUCCUGAAAUCCAUGUGAAACUGUGUUAUAGAGGCUCUGUAAGAUUGUGUAAGAUUCUGUUUUUUAAAAAAGUAUUUCAAUAAAUGGAAAACUUUUCUUUCA